This is a messenger RNA of Cylicostephanus goldi, 450 nucleotides long. The record is from the annotation of a GenBank genome assembly. NCBI's taxonomy places the organism in Eukaryota, Metazoa, Nematoda, Chromadorea, Rhabditida, Strongylidae.
AUGAGCGGCAAUCGAUUGAAGCUGCUGAAUCUCAUCAUUUGCACGCGUUCUUCGGGUGCCGCCGUCACAUUCCUCUAUAUAUCUGUAAAAAUACUUUAUACGGUUAAUAUUGUCGGUCAAAUCUUCCUUCUGAAUACGUUUCUUGGGAACAGGAGCAGGUGGUAUGGAUUGCAGGUGCUCAACGAUCUAAUGAAUGGACGAGAGUGGGAAGAGUCCGGACAUUUUCCCCGAGUCACUCUUUGUGAUUUCGAAGUUAAAGUGCUAGGAAAUGUGCACCGUCACACCGUCCAGUGUGUUCUUAUGAUCAACAUGUUCAACGAAAAGAUAUUUCUCUUCCUGUGGUUUUGGUACUUUUUGUUGGCCGGUGCCACAGUAUGUUCGUUAUUUUAUUGGAUUUAUAUAUCGGUGGUGCCAAGCAGGUUUGUUUUCAUCAUCUCUUCUUUUUGUUGA